CGUCCCCAGUGCUUCCCCGGUCCCGCAGCGCAUGGAUUCCCCGCCGUGCCCGCAGCUCCCGGCACCGCCUCCCCCGGCCCCGCGCCGUCCGCCGCCCGGGUCCCCGCCAGGCCCCGACACAGGCGAGGUCCUGCAGCAGAUCAUGGCCAUCACCGAUCAGAGCCUGGAGGAGGCGCAGGCCAGAAAGCACGCUCUGAAUUGCCAUCGGAUGAAACCCGCUCUCUUCAGUGUGCUCUGUGAGAUCAAGGAAAAGACAGUGUCAAGCAUCCGUGGCAUUCAAGAAGAAUGUCCCCCCAGUGCUCAGCUCACGCGCCUGGACAACAUGCUGCUGGCCGAGGGCGUCUCCAGGCCCGAGAGGCGAGGAAGAGGAGGACCGGCAGCAGCGGCCAACCCGGCAACACCAGGUGGCUGUUCAAAUGACAAUAGCCUUGAGCACUCUGACUACAGGGCCAAGCUGUCCCACAUCCGACAGAUUUACCACUCUGAGCUAGAGAAAUAUGAACAGGCCUGCCAUGAGUUCACCACGCACGUCACCAACCUUCUCCGGGAGCAGAGCAGGAUGAGGCCCAUCUCACCGAAGGAGAUCGAGCACAUGGUCAAUGUCAUCCACGGCAAGUUCAGUGCCAUCCAGAUGCAGCUGAAGCAGAGCACCUGUGAGGCCGUGAUGACCCUGCGUUCACGGUUCCUUGAUGCCAGGCGUAAGCGGCGGAAUUUCAGCAAGCAGGCCACGGAAGUGCUGAAUGAGUAUUUUUAUUCCCAUUUGAGCAACCCUUAUCCCAGUGAAGAAGCCAAAGAAGAGCUGGCCAGGAAGGGCGGCAUCACGGUCUCCCAGGUCUCCAACUGGUUUGGCAACAAAAGAAUCCGGUAUAAAAAGAAUGUGGGGAAGUUUCAAGAAGAGGCUACCAUUUACACGACUAAAAUGGCAGUCGGGGGCCAGGGAAGCCAGGCUAGCGGCCCAUCGACACCCAGCUCCGGUUCCUCUGGUCCCUUUCCGAUGACCAGUGCCGGAGCUGCAGUUGUCACCCUGCAGACACUGGCCUCUCUCCGCCCUGCCCCUCCAGGAGGCAGCUUACGGUCCCAGGCCAGGGGCAGCCGGCAGGGAGCUGUCCCCCCCGCAAUGACUGCUUCACCCUCCGGGGACCCCAGCAGCAUCCACUCAGAUGCAUCUAAUUAAGUGUGGGGGACAAGCGGGACAGUGGACUGCGUGGCCCGCCGCAGUUGCUGGCACCCGACCUUAUCCUGCACGUGCAGCCGAUUAUACCUCAGAAAACCCACAAGGGACGGCGGAUGCCAUGCGCCAUCCGUUGCUUGCUGGCUGGGAUUCGAAAUGGGCUGAGAUACUGCUUAUUUUCUCGAUUCAGUUUGGUUUUCUUAAUAGUGAUUUUAUGAUAAGACUGUGCAUUGUUUCUUCUAGGACUUGUCACAAAUUCUCCUAUUAAAAUUUUUGCCUUCUUUUCACGUU
Molecule: messenger RNA, 1462 nt
Organism: Suricata suricatta (meerkat)
Lineage: Eukaryota; Metazoa; Chordata; Mammalia; Carnivora; Herpestidae
Gene: PBX4
Product: PBX homeobox 4
Exons: 8
Coding region: 32-1174 (380 amino acids)
Biological process (GO): regulation of transcription by RNA polymerase II; animal organ morphogenesis; eye development
Cellular component (GO): nucleus
Molecular function (GO): RNA polymerase II cis-regulatory region sequence-specific DNA binding; DNA-binding transcription factor activity, RNA polymerase II-specific
Source: RefSeq, a predicted model, not a curated record